Andrographis paniculata is the source of this 2027-nucleotide messenger RNA. RefSeq lists its product as uncharacterized. Bases 31 to 1836 code for a protein of 601 amino acids. The transcript has 15 exons. The record is from RefSeq and is a predicted model, not a curated record. Lineage: Eukaryota; Viridiplantae; Streptophyta; Magnoliopsida; Lamiales; Acanthaceae. Gene Ontology annotation, molecular function: alpha-1,4-glucan glucosyltransferase (UDP-glucose donor) activity.
ACGAGCAAUCGAUAGAGUUGCAUAGCUGCCAUGAUUCUCCAGAGCUGUUUCCUUCGCCCCAUUCCAAAUGCUGGGAGUCGCUGGUCCAAGCCAUUGUUGGUGGAGAAGAGUUCACAGUUGCGCGGCUACUAUAGUUUGAGACUGCAAAACAAUUUCGAGGUUCGGGGUGUUGAAGCCAAAGCUACUCGCGUAGAUCGUGCAUUUAAAGAAGGUCAAAAAAUAAAGGCAGAUUAUGAUGAUCUUAUCUGGCCUUCCCCAAGUGAUGCAACUCCUUUUUGGAAGAGAGAAUUUCCUACUUGGGAUAUCAGUUCAGAGGGUCCUGAUGAUAUCCAGAAGGAUUCUGAUGUUAUACACAUUAUGCAUGUUACAGCUGAACUGGCUCCAAUAGCUAAGGUAGGAGGUCUUGGUGAUGUUGUGACUGGACUUGCCCGUGCUUGUUUAAAACGUGGCCAUAAAGUGGAAGUAUUUCUGCCUUUCUAUGAAUGUAUCAACAAGCAACAUAUCAAGGACUUGGUUUUGACUAGCUCAUAUAGCUCGUAUUAUGAUGGGAAUUGGGUCCCUACUAAUGUAUAUCGAGGUGCAGUAUCAGGCAUCCCAGUGUUGCUUAUUGAACCUUCCAACCACUUCUUCAAGGGACAAAAUGUUUAUGGAGGUUCAUACAAUGAGUUGGAAGCAUAUCUAUAUUUCAGCCGUGCCUGCCUUGAAUGGAUGCAGGUUUCUGGGAUCCAGCCAGAUAUUAUCCAUGUCCACGAAUGGCAGACUGGUGCUUUGCCAUUGCUCUACUGGGAUAUGUAUCACUACCUUUCCCUGAAGAGACCACGAAUUGUGUUGACCAUCCACAAUAUGGAACACUAUGGAGAAUGCAGGCAAGAGCAACUUAGCAAGUCUGGUCUUGAUGGAUCCAUAUAUGCAACUGAAGAGAAGGCUGUAGAUGAUCGAACUAUUGGGCAUAACCCUGAGAGAUUAAGUUUACUGAAAGGAGGCAUUGUCUACAGCAAUGCUGUUGUUACAGUUUCCAUGACAUAUCUCAAGGAAACACUUUGCUCUGGUUGGCUUGCUGCCAUGCUGAUAAGACAUCGUGACAAGUACUUUGGCAUUUUGAAUGGUAUAGAUACUGCAAUGUGGAACCCUGCAACAGAUCCAUUCUUGCCUGCCAAGUUUGAUAGUAACAAACUUGAGGGGAAGAAUAUCUGCAAACUUUAUGUUCAAAGAGGACUAGGUUUGGAUCCAGGACACCUGUCAAACCCAGAUAAGGCACCUCUGGUAAUAUGCAUAACUAGAUUAGUUGCACAGAAAGGGCUUCAUUUGAUUAUCAACGCAAUCAGAUAUGUGGAAGAACUUGGUGGACAAAUGGUGGUUCUUGGGAAAGCUCCUGAUGCUGGGGUUCAAAGAGAAUUUGAAGGUCUUGCUCAACUGCAUAAAGAACGUUCCAGCAUCCGGAUUCUUCUGAUGUAUAGCGAGGAGUUAUCGCACAUGCUCUAUGCAGCUGCUGAUAUUGUGUUGGUUCCAUCAAUUUAUGAGCCGUGUGGACUUGCUCAGAUGAUUGGAAUGCGUUACGGCUCGAUCCCCCUGGUUAGGAAGACUGGUGGUCUAGCUGACACGGUUUUUGAUGUGGAUGAUCCAUCACAACAUGAAAAGGGAAACGGCUUUGUUUUCGAAGGAAUUGAUGAAGGGUCGUUGAACCAGGCUCUAGACCGUGCAUUCUAUUGCUACAAAGAGAAACCUGAGAAAUGGAGGGGAAUAGUAAAGAAGGUAAUGCAGAUUGACAAUAGUUGGAACAACACAGCAGAAAAAUACAUCGAUGUAUACAAUUCAGUGAGAGUGAGAGAUCAGUGACACCUUCUGAGGGCUAAAGCAGAGCAAUUUGCACUAAUAUUUUGCAGUAAAGAACAAGUUCUACUACUAUUACUACAACUACAAUAACCCUGUGUUGAUCAAAUAGGAAAACAAAACUGCAUAUCUACUUUCAGCUUUAUAAUAUAAAUUAUGGAUUAAAAGAAAUGCAAACCAAAUGCUUAUAAUAUUAA